Molecule: messenger RNA, 3419 nt
Organism: Thunnus maccoyii (southern bluefin tuna)
Lineage: Eukaryota; Metazoa; Chordata; Actinopteri; Scombriformes; Scombridae
Gene: cep55l
Product: centrosomal protein 55 like
Exons: 12
Coding region: 150-1631 (493 amino acids)
Biological process (GO): mitotic cytokinesis; regulation of phosphatidylinositol 3-kinase/protein kinase B signal transduction
Source: RefSeq, a predicted model, not a curated record
CAUGACGUCAACGCGCCGCAAUUCAAACUUCAGGAAACGAAAGCGUUUGGUUCGGUUUGUAAACGGUCUUCUCGUCACAAACAGGAUAUUUUCAGAGGAUAUCUCGAGUUCUCUUCGUCUAUUACCACACCCGCACCAACAAAGCAGCUAUGACAUCUAAAGGUGCAAAAGAGACCAUCGUCACCAAGUUGGGUUUCAAAUCUAGCAGCUCUGCCUCCAAGGCCGAGGCGGAGCUCGAGAAAUUCAGGAAGGAGAACGCUCACCUCAGGAAGAAGAUAGAUGAACUGGCCAAACGACACAUCAAACCACCUGACUCAGACAAAAGCAAGCUGCUGGAGAGGAUUCUCUCCCUGGAGACGCUGCGAGAAAGGAAUAGUCAACAGUUGCUGGUGAAAGAGCAAGAACUGGAAACUGUGAGACAGCAGCUGUCAGCUAGAGGAGGAGAGGUGGUGGCAUCACUGCAGGCCCAGCUGGAGCAGCGGAAGAAGGAUGCAGAGCAGAGAGACAUGUUGUUCCAGAGCUUGUCACAGGAGACUGAGAACCUGAAAAACAAGCUGGUGACUGUUUCUGCCCGGUGUCAGUCCCUGGAAACACAGGUGAAUGGACAGGCACCUCCCGCAGACUUGGCAGUGGUGCAGGAUCAGCUUAGAGAUGCUCUUGAAAAGAACCAGCAGUGGCUGGUGUACGAUCAGCAGAGAGAGGCCUACGUCCAGUCCAUCCUCGCCCGCGCACACGAUCUGGAGCAACAGCUGAGCCAGGCAAAGCAGCAACAAACGAAACAAGAGGCCAGUUCAGAUGCUCCUUCCACCUCAGCAGGUCCAGAAAAGGACACUCAACUUAAGAGUCACUAUGACCAGUUGCUGUCGGGGGUACAGAGAGAACUGGAGAGCCAAAAAGAUAAAGUUAGCAGAUCCCAGCAGGAGCUCCAUUUGCAGAAGGGACUGACCUUGAAAGCACAAUCUGAGCUGCAGUCUCAGAAGGAACACGUCACCAGGCUUCAGGACGAGAUGUCAGCGCUGCAGAGGAGGUAUGAGGGGAAGAGAAGAGAGUUGGACGAGGCCAAGAUGCACCUGCAAGCAGAGCAACUCAGCAAAAGAUAUGCAGUGUGUGAGGAGAGAAAGGUGUCAUCUGAGCAAGCAGACAGGAUGAGAGUUGAACUGGAGAGUAUGGAUAUCAGACUGGAGGAGGAGAGGAAGAGAUCUGCUGAACUUCUACUGCAGGUAAAUAUGCUGCAGAAGUCUCUUCUCAGCCAAAAUGAAGAACAGAGCAGAAUUGCAGCACUGGAGCAACAGAUCAAACUCUCUGCCAAGGACUCUGAGAAUGAAAGGAUUGAUCGUCAAAGCAUGCAGCACCAAUUACAUAAGGUGUUGAAAGAGCUUCGCAAGGCCCGUGAUCAGAUUACUAAACUGGAGUCUGCUAAACAGCCAAAUGCCCGUUUCUCAGAGCCCAGCUCCUACAAUCAGCUCGAGUUUGAGCGUCUUACUAUUGACGACACCUUUGGCCCCACAUCCCCAUCUAAAGUCACCAACCUCCUGGAUGACAGUUUCCUGGAGUGCCCAAAGUGUCGGGCUCACUAUCCCACGAGCCGCCACAGGGAGCUCCUGGCACACAUUGACUACUGCUUUGCCUGAGCUGGUCUAAAACAGUGGUUCCCCACCAGAGUGCUUCUUAUUCAGACAUAUUUUUUUGUAAUCUUUGCUCCUUUUCUUGUGAAUCGCUGAAUAUUUUUAUCUCAGGCCUCUAAAACUCAAAUAAAAAAAUAAUCUGGUUCUGUAUACAUGUAACCGGUGACAAUGGGUAACACGGAGACAUUUCCUCUUUUUAAUGGCUCACAAACCAAAAGGGUUGGGAACCACUAGACUAGUUUGUGAGAUCCAAUAAGGAAACUCAACCUUUACAAUGUAUUUAAAACCCCUGUCUGGGUCAAAGGGAAAAUCUGAAAGCCAUGACAUUGCAUUUUUAGACUAUUUGAUAUAUUACAGUUUGGAAAAAGAAUCACCAUAAAACUAUAUAAAACUGUUUCAUGCUAAAAGAGUGACAGGCUUUUUUUGUAAAAUUGCAUGAUUCACCUGUUUACACUUUCAUGGCUUGUAAGUCCAAUUCUUUUUUGUCUUUAGAAUACCAUUUGGCCAAAGAUUGAUCCGAUCAUUUAUUAAGAAAAUAAUAAUUCUUCCAAGAUGAUUAUUUUCAGGGUCUUGCUGCCUUUUUUUUUGUUUUUUUUUUUUUGAGUGCAGUCAUAUUUUUUGCAGUUGUUGAUUUUAUGAAGCUCUUAUUGAAUUCUUAUGUUUUAUUUCUGUGUGUAUUGAUAAAUAUAUUUAUUCUUUGGUUGUUUUACAGUUGAGCUACUGUCUUUUCAGAUAAUAAAAGUUUUUAUUUUCCUCCAGGUAAUGUAAGCAAUGAUGAUUUAUUUAGGCUUUUCAUAUCAUCUUGGGAUAUACCUUAUUGUAUUUGUAUAAAAGUUUACAAACCUGCUAAUAUGCUCCAUUGAUAAAUCUGCUGUAAACACACUGUUCCUGCACUCCUACCUUCAGUAAUUAACACCAUCGGUGGUUUCGCAUAACAUUUUCCUCAGCUUGUUUAAUAUUGAUGAUGGCAUAUUUGCAUUGUUCUGCAGAAAGAUACAUUACCCCUAAGCAGCAGGGGUAAUUAGCCAUUUUGACAGUAUUUAAGGUAAAGGACUAAAUGAUAGGGAAAAAUAUUUGCAUCUUAUUUUGUGUUCUUGACUACAUUCAUAGUCGGUUAUAACUGUCAAAACUACCCAAUUCUUCUUCCUUGUGUUAUCUAUUAUGUCCCUAGUGGAUGUGUUCCAGUACAAUGUGUUGCUGUGUUUCUGUCCAGCAUCCAAACAAAGUGAACAGCUGGGUAAAAGUCACGGAAACAUAUGUCACCAUGACCAAGAUCUUCCCAUAACUUCAACCACAUAGUUUGAUUUACCUAAACUUAACCAGACCUUAAACAUGCUACUUAUACGGUCACACGGUGGCAGGUUGUCCGUGUAUUCUUUCUUAUCUGAGUAAAGAUCACUCCCAUUUCCACCUUGACUUUUCAAGCCUGCAGACCUGUAAAUCUGGAAUGAGAUUGCAUGAGUUAAUUCCUUGUGCUAAACUAUUUAAGGCAGGGGAUUAGUGAAGGUCCUUUCGGUAGAGGAAAGGGGUUAAGGUGCAGCCUUGGCAAUGUGACUAGAUGGACUUACAACAGACAGACACUGCUAUAUCGUAAUCUUUUAGAUAGAGGGUGUUCUGUUUCAACUUUGGCUGUGUGUCUUUUAAGCAUGUCACAGAAUCACAUUGUUCUGACCAACUUUUGUCCAUUUUGCUGUUUUUUGUUUUGUUCUAAUCAUGUGCUCCAAAUGUUUUUUUUGCCAUACACUGUACUGUACAAAAAUGUGCAAUAAAGAUAUGAAUCUCCUUCCAAUACAA